AUGAAGUGCUGAAAAUUAGAAUGCCCUAGCGAGCCUAUCUUUUUUUGUCCAUGCUCAGAAAUUGGAACUAAUUCAUGUGAAGUCCAUUUAAUUGAGCAUCUCAGAUUUAAAGCUCAAAAAGUCCACCAGCCAGAAGCUAUCUACUAUAAGUCAUGCCCAGAAACAAAGCAGGCUCUUUAUAGUUUUCUGAAAGCGAGGAAUGAAGACCUAGACAAAUUGAAAUUAAUUAUCAUAAACGAAAUAACUAAAAGAAUUAAAGAGCUCAAUUCUCAUCUGAUAAUUGCAUUGGAAGAAAUCAAAAGAGUUGAGAACAAAAAUUUAGAAUAUAUGCGAAGAAUUAUUUCAACUGAAAAUACAUCAAAAACUAAUAAAAUCGAAAAUUUUUUGACUUGGGAGCCUAACACUGCUCUUAGAAGUAUAAAAAGCUGCCUCUUAAGAAUCGAUAAGACAAAAAUUCCAAAUUACAUUAAUUUUGACUUUGAUAACUUUAAAGACCCUUAUGACGAAAUAGCUAUUUUUCGAGAUAAUACAAAAAACCUAUUGAGAAUAAAUUUAAAUGAUUUUGGAUAUGAAGAAACUGAACUUGCAAUAGAUAAAAAUAUGAGUAUGCAUUUAUCAAUUUGCAAACUUCCAGAUAGUAGACUAUUCUGCUUUGGAGGAUGCAAUCCUUAUAGUUCAUCGGCAUUUAUGAUAUACCCAGAUAAUAGCAUAAAAUAUCUUGCUAGUAGAUCAGUGCCAUGUGGGUUUUCAAGCGCUAUUUAUUACAAUGGAGAAGUUUAUGCAUUUGGAGGACAAAAUGCUAAUGGAUAUGUAAUGACUCCAGAAAAAUACAAUAUUUCUCAAGAUCAGUGAAGUUCACUUCCCAAAUUGAGUACUGGGGCAAAUUACUGCACUGGUUUUGCUUAUGAUAAUGAAAUUUACUUUGCAGGUAGCGAACAUAAAGAGAUUUAUAUUUACAGAAAUUAUCAUGAUCCUUACUCAAGGCAAAUAUCCAAUUUAAUUCCUAACUCCCAAAAGGUGCUUUUACUUUUCAAUCAUUCUUCGUACUCCCCCAUUUAAAUUGAUAGAAAAAUACUGUUGCAAUUUAGAGGGGGUUAAUAUAUUGUUUUUAAAAAUUAAAGAAAGAAUGAUUUAAUUUAUUUUCAUGAAGAAUUAUAAUAAGUUUAAUCGAUUCAGCUUGUAAAGUUUAAAUAAUUGUGCUUCUUCAAUUUUGGUUAAAGCUUACUAUAUAAAAAUUAGUAUUUUUAUAUAUAAUUUACCAUUUAAAAAUUAAAAUUUUGUUCCAAUUUAAAAGGGGGGUUAUCUUAUAAUAGAAGGUAAUUUUAAGAUGCGUGAAUUUAAAGAUAUUAAAAAUCUAAAUCCUACAAUAACUGAUUGAAACUUUAAUUGAAUUGGAACUUUAGCAUCUCAAGUUGUUCAAUUUAAUGGUGAUGCAUAUUUUAUUGAUAGCAACUUCUAUCUUUAUAAAUUUGAUCUAGCCAAAAAAGUUAUUCAGCAAUUGAGAAAAAUAUAA
Messenger RNA from Blepharisma stoltei, 1513 nucleotides. NCBI's taxonomy places the organism in Eukaryota, Ciliophora, Heterotrichea, Heterotrichida, Blepharismidae. The record is from the annotation of a GenBank genome assembly.